AGCAGUAAAGCUGUAGUCAACAAUGGCCAAAGAAACAUUCCCCAUAGAACUAAUAGUAGAAAUUCUGUCAUGGCUUCCCGUGAAGCCUUUGAUCCGAUUCAGGUGUGUUUCCAAGACUUGGAAAUCCCUAAUCUUCCAUCCAAUCAUGGUUAAAUUGCACCCCCAAAGGUCGUCCAAAAACCCCCACGUCCUCUUAACAUUUGAGGACAACAACAGGAACAACGAUAACUGUUAUUCCUUCGCUGCAACCUGCUCUAUACGUCGUUUACUUGAGAAUCCAUCAUCCACUGUUGAGGAUGGUUGCUACCAAUUCAACGACAAGAAUCACUUUGUCGUUGGUGUCUGUAAUGGCUUGGUUUGCUUGCUUAAUUCUCUUGAUAGGGAUGACUAUGAGGAAUACUGGGUCCGAUUUUGGAACCCGGCCACAAGGACUAUGUCCGAAGAUUCGCCACGCUUAAGUCUCCAUUGGCGCAAAUAUAAAACUGGGCGGAAUGAUUGGGUCUGUGGGUAUCCUAGGUGUGGGUUUGGCUACGACGGUUUAAGUGACACUUACAAGGUGGUGAUAAUCCUUUCGAAUGUUAAACUACAGAGAACAGAAGUGAGAGUUCACUGCGUGGGUGAUACUCGUUGGAGAAAGACUUUAACUUGUCCUGUUUUCCCGUUUAUGGAACAACUUGAUGGAAAGUUUGUGGGUGGCACUGUUAACUGGUUAGCACUCCAUAUGUCGAGUUCUUAUUAUCGAUGGGAAGAUGUUAAUGUUAAUGAGAUAGUGAUUUUUUCGUAUGAUCUAAACACCCAGACAUACAAAUAUUUGUUGUUGCCUGAUGGUCUUUCUGAAGUCCCUCAUGUUGAGCCUAUUCUCGGGGUUUUGAAGGGCUGCAUGUGUCUUUCUCAUGAGCACAGGAGAACCCAUUUUGUUGUUUGGCAAAUGAUGGACUUUGGAGUUGAAAAAUCUGGGACUCAAUUGCUGAAUGUAAGUUAUCAGCAUCUUCAAGUUCAUGACUUUCCAUCUUGUCCAAUGAUACCAUUGUGCAUGACUGAAAAUAAUGAUCUCUUUUUGCUGGCAAACAAUGAAGGUGAGGAAUUUGUUGUCUACAAUCGGAAAGAUAAUAGAGUACAGUGUACGGAAGGUUUCAAGAACGGCAAAUUUUCAUUUUUUUCUUAUGAUUAUGUUCAAAGCUUGGUUUUUCCGUAUCCAAAUUAA
Molecule: messenger RNA, 1204 nt
Organism: Glycine soja
Lineage: Eukaryota; Viridiplantae; Streptophyta; Magnoliopsida; Fabales; Fabaceae
Product: F-box/kelch-repeat protein At3g23880-like
Exons: 1
Coding region: 23-1204 (393 amino acids)
Molecular function (GO): protein binding
Source: RefSeq, a predicted model, not a curated record